AUGGAGCGGAGACGCUCCAUCAAACUGACCAAAAUGAAAGGCUCCGUUAUCAUUCUGACGUGCGCCUUAGUUGUGGGCACAUCUUUGGGUGAUCGUGGAGGGGUGCCGACUAUGCCACCCUGCAGACCUGGAUUCUCAGAGAGCUUCUACACCGUGUUUGUCUCAAGAGACUUGCUGCAAGGCCAGAGUAUUCUCAAAGACACCACUCUGUCACCAGGACGCGUCAAGUUUGAGGAUUGUCAUCACAGUGAAGGGGUAGGCUUCGAGAGCAGUGACCCAAAGUUCAGCGUGGCGCCGGACGGAUCCGUUUACACCGAACAAGAGGUGACCAACCUAUCUGAGCCAAUCCAGUUUAUGGUGACAGCAAGGGGCAGCUUGGAUCCUCACAUCUGGGAAACCACAGUCAAGCUAGCGUUGGCUGGACACGCCCCACCUCCUCCCGUCAACCAGAUCACCGGUGAGGGUAACAUUCAUUCAAGGAUCCACCAUGUUCCACAGCCCAGGCUCAUCAAGUUUCCACAGAGACAUCAACGAGGUUCGUCGCCCACAGGGCUGAGACGACAGAAACGAGACUGGGUCAUCCCACCAAUCAACGUUCCGGAAAAUUCCAGGGGACCAUUCCCGCAGAUGCUUGUCAGAAUUCGCUCCGACCAGGAUAAAGACAUACCCAUCCGCUACAGUAUCACAGGAGCGGGAGCUGACCAGCCACCUAGCGACGUGUACAUCAUCGACCCCGUGGAAGGCAAGAUGUCCGUCACCAGGCCCCUGGACAGAGAGGAGAGAGCCUCCUAUCACCUCCGAGCUCAUGCAGUGGACAUGAAUGGAAACCAGAUGGAGCCACCAAUUGACCUGUACAUCUACGUCAUAGACAUGAAUGACAACCGGCCUGAAUUCAAAAACCAAGUCUAUAAUGGAUCUGUACCUGAAGGCUCCAAACCAGGCACUAGCGUGAUGAGGGUCACUGCCCACGAUGCAGACGACGAUACCACGGCUAACGGGAUGGUGCAUUACCGCAUCCUGUCCCAAACCCCUCACAGCCCCAUCCCCAACAUGUUCACCAUCAACGGACAGACCGGAGAGAUCGCCACCAUGGCCGCGGGGCUGGACCGAGAGAGAGUGUCCCAGUACACUAUCAUUGUCCAGGCCACAGACAUGGAAGGCAGCCUAAACUUCGGUCUGUCAAACACUGCCACCGCCCUCAUUUCCGUCACCGACGUCAACGACAACCCUCCUGAACUCACUGCCAAAACGUUUUUAGGGGAGGUCCCUGAGAACAGUGUGGGUGUGGUGGUAGCCAAUCUGACAGUGAUUGACAGGGAUCAGCCUCAUACCCCAAACUGGAAUGCAGUGUACAGGAUCGUGAGCGGUGACCCCCUCGGCCAUUUUGUCAUCCGUACGGAUGAGACCACAAACGACGGCAGAGUAACCGUUGUAAAGCCAGUGGACUAUGAGCGGAAUGGUGCUUUCAUGUUGACCGUGGUGGUUUCCAACCAGGCUCACUUAGCCAGCGGUAUCCCAUCCUCCCUGCAGUCCACAGCUGGGGUCACCAUCUCUGUGGUGGAUGUGAACGAGCCCCCUGUCUUCCCUUCCAACCCCAAACUGAUCCGAUUCGAAGAAGGCGUCCCCGCGGACACCACGCUCAUCAUCUUUGCCGCCUCUGAUCCGGACCGCUUCAUCCAACAAACAGUCAGGUACUCUAAGCUGUCCGAUCCAGCCAAUUGGCUUCGCAUCAACCGCACCAACGGUCAGAUCAGCACAACCGCCAUGCUGGACCGCGAGUCGAUAUACGUGAAGAACAACGUGUAUGAGGCAACGUUCUUGGCGGUUGAUAACGGCCAUCCUCCUGCGACCGGCACAGGGACUCUUCAGAUUUACUUAAUAGACGUGAACGAUAACGCUCCGUCUCUGGUUCCCAGAGAGGCCCAGGUGUGUGAGAGGCUGAGGCCGGGCUCCAGAGUCAACAUCACGGCUUCUGACGCCGACGCAGAGCCUAACGUGGGGCCUUUUGUUUUCGAGUUACCCUCUUUCCCCCCCAGCAUCCGUCGGAACUGGACCGUAGCCCGACUCAACGGUGAUUAUGCCCAGCUCAGACUGCGUAUUCCCUACCUGGAGUCUGGGGUGUAUAACGUCCCCAUCAUAGUUUCAGACUCUGGGAACCCACCGCGGUCCAACCGCUCUGUCCUGAAGGUGAAAGUGUGUCCGUGUGAUGAGAACGGAGACUGUACCACAGUGGGAGCGGUGGCUGCAGCCGGCCUGGGCACAGGAGCCAUUAUAGCCAUUCUAAUCUGUAUCAUCAUACUGCUCAGUAUGGUACUGUUCUUUGUGGUGUGGAUGAAACGCAGAGAAAAGGAGCGACAGACCAAACCGUUACUGAUAGACCCAGAAGAUGAUGUCAGAGACAACAUCCUGAAAUAUGAUGAGGAAGGAGGAGGAGAGGAAGAUCAGGACUAUGACCUGAGCCAACUUCAGCAGCCGGAGUGUCUGGAACAUAUCAUCAGUAAACCAGCAGGAGUAAGGAGAGUUGAUGAGAGGCCUGUCGUCACGGAGACUCAGUACCCAGUCCGUCCCACCCUCCCUCAUCCCGGAGACAUAGGGGAAUUCAUCAAUGACGGCCUGAGGGCGGCGGAUAACGACCCCGCAGCGCCGCCCUACGACUCGUUGCUGGUGUUCGACUACGAAGGCAGCGGUUCCACGGCGGGCUCCGUCAGCUCUCUCAACUCCUCCAGCACGGGGGACCAGGAUUACGACUACCUCAACGACUGGGGUCCGCGCUUCAAGAAGCUGGCCGACCUGUACGGGGGAGGAGACGAGGACUGA
Molecule: messenger RNA, 2817 nt
Organism: Chanos chanos (milkfish)
Lineage: Eukaryota; Metazoa; Chordata; Actinopteri; Gonorynchiformes; Chanidae
Gene: cdh4
Product: cadherin 4, type 1, R-cadherin (retinal)
Exons: 18
Coding region: 1-2817 (938 amino acids)
Biological process (GO): adherens junction organization; multicellular organism development; calcium-dependent cell-cell adhesion
Cellular component (GO): adherens junction; catenin complex; plasma membrane
Molecular function (GO): calcium ion binding; beta-catenin binding; cadherin binding
Source: RefSeq, a predicted model, not a curated record